AUGGCCGCGCGGUCGGACCUCGAGCUGCGGCGGGAGCUGCAGGCCCUGGGCUUCGAGCCCGGGCCCAUCACGGACACCACCCGGGACGUCUACCUCAACAAGCUGCAGCGGCUGCGAGGCGAGGCCCGGCAGCGCGCGAGGCCUGGUGCGGGGCCGCUGCGACCUGAGGCGGCGCGCCCGGGCCUUGGCCUGGGGCCGGGGGCUCGCCCGGGGCUCGGGGCCGCCCCCGCCUCCUCAGCCCCCUCAUCCUGGGCCAGGAGCCGCCCGAGCAUCCACCACGCCGGCUCCGGGGCCCGCAACACUUUCUCCUGGCGCCCAGGCCGGGAGCGGGAGCGGGACAGCUCCGACGAGGACGAGCCGCCCGCCCCGAGCCCCGGCCCCCGCCGCUGGUGGGCCUCGGCCUCUGCCUCGGCCCCGGCUUCGGUCUCGGUCCGAAGUCCGGCGGCGUACGGGGGCCCCCGGGCCCGGCCCCGGCCCCGGCCCGAGGUGGGGCGGCGGCUGGAGCGCUGGCUGUCGCGCCUCCUGUGCUGGGCCAGCCUGGCGCUUCUGCUCGUCUUCCUGGGCAUCCUGUGGGUGAAGAUGGGGAGGCCCGCCCGGGCGCAGGAGGCGGAGGAGAACAUGAAGUUGUUGCCGGUGGACUGUGAGAGGAAAACAGAUUCGUUCUGCCAGGUCGAACAGAAGAAAGUUUUACUAGAGGUGCUGCAUGAGUUAUAUAACUUCUUGGCCAUACAGGCAGGUAAUUUUGAAUGUGGAAAUCCAGAGAGUCUAAAGAGUAAAUGCAUUCCUGUUAUUGAAGCACAGGAAUACAUUGCAAAUGUAACCGGCAGUUCACCAGCAAGGUUUGAAGCUGCAUUGACCUGGAUACUGAACAGUAACAAGGAUGUAGGAAUCUGGUUGAAAGGGGAAGACCUGUCUGAGUCGGUGACAACUGUGGACAAGGUAGUUUGCCUGGAAUCUGCCCAUCCGCGCAUGGGCUUGGGCUGUCGGCUCAGUCGGGCCCUGCUGACAGCCAUUACCACUGUGCUCCUUUUUUUCUGGGGUCUGGCCUUUUUGUGGGGACUUCUGAUUCUUCUGAAAUAUCGCUGGCGGAAAUUAGAGGAAGAAGAACAAGCCAUGUAUGAGAUGGUGAAGAAAAUUAUAGCUGUAGUUCAGGAUCAUUAUGUUGACUGGGAGCAGGACAUGGAACGCUAUCCAUACGUGGGCAUCCUUCACGUGCGGGACACCCUGAUCCCACCUCAGAGCCGGAGGCGCAUGAAGCGAGUCUGGGACAGAGCAGUGGAAUUUCUGGCAUCCAACGAAUCCCGAAUUCAGACAGAGUCACACAGGGUGGCUGGAGAAGACAUGCUGGUGUGGAGAUGGACUAAGCCCUCUUAUUUCUCUGACUCUGAACGCUAAACUCCCCAGGCAGGGUCAGACAUUCUUGUUCAGCCUGUCCUUGGGACAGUUUCCCUUGGCCCAACAGCGAGGGGUCUACAGAUCUGCUGGUGCUGAAUUCACACUCAUGCCUUGACCUCCCAACUUCUUCUCCUACCCAUGCAUUGUUCCCAUUUCUGAAGGCCACGCCAAGAAAUUUUUGAAAAGUUUAGCUUGUGAGGCCUAUCUAGAUUUGCCUUGAGGGUUGGGGAGGAAACAAUUUGGGUCAUGUAGCUCAUCCUGGGGGUUUUUUUUCAGCAAGUAGACCCUGCCUCCCUUUCCUGUUUAGCACCCCUCUUUUCUAAUAGGAAGUGAAAAGGGCUUGGCUUCUCAGAAAAAGGUGGAGGCCCAAUAGCCACAUAUGCUGCUUGAGAUUCAGUGAAAGGCAGUCAGUACCUUCACCCUGCAGCCUGGCCAACAUCUGCUGUUGCUGAUUGGUUGUACAGCCUUGGAGAAGUGCCUCCUGGGGUUGGGGCAUAGGGUGGCAGCUUAUGGGGGUUGCACUGGGGCCUUAGAGACUGUAGGCAGCUGUGCUAGGUGCCUGGGGAGGCUGCACAGGUGUGCUAAUGCAAGAAGAGAGAAAAAGAGUCUGACCUUCCUUUUCAAGCAAGGGGAGGGAAGAAAAGAGAGGCCAGGAAAACUGACAUGCAUAUGGGAAGACCUAUUGUGGCGGUGGACAGUCUGCCCUGCCUAGACCAGGGCAUCUGUGAGGUCAGUGGGUCUCUGGGACCUGGUGUGUGGUGCAUCAGUGAGGGUACAAGGGUGGGGUGCCAGCCAUUGCCCCCUGAUUCUGCAACAAAGCUGUAGGAAAUUAAUUGAGGAAGCAAAUGCUUAGGCAGUGGAACUCAACAGAUUUUAAUUUUUAUACUUUUUUUCAUCACACAGCCUUCCUAAGGUGUCUAUCCUGGUGGUGGUUCUCAUUAGAAAUAGUCAUUUUUGGUUGGACUAGCAACCUCACCAGCAUCAUCUCUGUACUGUAGAGGGAAUCCUCAUUCUGAGGGAUGACUGUGGCCAUACAUAGGGUGUUUCCUGUGUUGUAAGACCACGAUAUUCAGCCUCCAGGGCUAUGUGUCAUAGAGUGACUUCUUCCACACACUUUGCACAUUGUCUCAACAACCUAGAAAUGUCUUCCAGGGAGGCUUCAUCACCUCCGCCCCCUGCUGGCCACAUGAAAGAGUUGCAGGGGCUCUUGCCUCACAAUUCUGAGACUGCAGAACUUCAUUACCUACCUCCUGCUGGCUCAUCAACUCAAAUCAGAACAGAAAAGGAAGUCUCCAGAAACAGACCAGUGGGGGGUCUUAUUAGUCAGGUAGGAAAGAUCCCACACUAACCUGAAUCUUAUCCCCAUAUGUUCUCAUCUGUGGCAGGAAUGGGGUAUCUGAACAAAAAGGAAACUCAACAGCUAUCUCAGAAAGACAUUAACCAUCUCUUUCUGAUCUUAGUGAUUCUUAAUAAAAUUCCAGUAUCCCAUAUUUUAGCAAUACUAUUUCCUCUGAUGUUUGUAUGAUCCAUGGUGCCUGUAACCAAAUUCCAGCUCAAUUGUGUAGAAAUCCUUAUAAUCAGGCUCAAAAUGAAAUUCAUUAUUGGUGACUAAAUUGCUGGAGGAAUAGCACUAUUUAUUAAAAACUGAUUUGUUUAA
Vombatus ursinus (common wombat) is the source of this 3052-nucleotide messenger RNA. RefSeq names its product LEM domain containing 2 (gene LEMD2). The coding region runs from base 1 to 1395 and encodes 464 amino acids. The transcript has 9 exons. NCBI's taxonomy places the organism in Eukaryota, Metazoa, Chordata, Mammalia, Diprotodontia, Vombatidae. Gene Ontology annotation, cellular component: nuclear inner membrane. The record is from RefSeq and is a predicted model, not a curated record. Gene Ontology annotation, biological process: nuclear envelope organization; negative regulation of BMP signaling pathway. Gene Ontology annotation, molecular function: chromatin DNA binding.